This is a messenger RNA of Solanum stenotomum, 606 nucleotides long. RefSeq lists its product as uncharacterized. NCBI's taxonomy places the organism in Eukaryota, Viridiplantae, Streptophyta, Magnoliopsida, Solanales, Solanaceae. The transcript is spliced from 2 exons. The annotation marks the transcript as partial. Gene Ontology annotation, molecular function: RNA-DNA hybrid ribonuclease activity; nucleic acid binding. The record is from RefSeq and is a predicted model, not a curated record.
AUGGCCGAGUAUGAAGCUUGCAUCCUCGGUUUGAAAAUGGCCAUCGAUAUGAAUGUUCAUGAGCUGUUGGUCAUUGGAGAUUCAGAUCUGCUGAUUCACCAAGUUCAAGGAGAAUGGGCCGUGAAGAACCCAAAGAUCACACCGUACGUGCAAUAUAUACAGAAAUUGUGCAAAAGAUUUCGCAAGAUUGAAUUCAAGCACACUCCCAGGACACAAAAUGAGUUAGCCGAUGCUCUUGCCACCAUCGCCUCAAUGAUUAAACAUCCAGAUACAAGUUUUAUCGAUCCCUUGGAUAUAGAGGUAAAAGAGCAUCCCGUUUAUUGUUCACAUGUCGAAGCAGAACCAGAUGGCUUGCCUUGGUAUUCUGAAAUCAAGAAGUAUUUAGAGACCGGGACUUAUCCUGAUAAUGCAACGUUUAACCAGAAGAAGUCGAUACGCCGUAUGACCCUCAAUUUCUUUGCAAUAUAUGGAACAGAGGCAGUUAUACCAGCAGAAAUUGAAAUACCUUCAUUGAGAAUCAUCCAAGAAGCUGAAUUGAAUGAUUCUGAAUGGGUUCGCAAGCGGAUUGACCAGUUAACCUUGAUCGAUGAGAAGAGAAUGGUUGCC